AAAAUGGACCAAGUCUUCUUCUAGCUCACGGUUCGUCGUCUCUGGUCAUCUUGACUCAUCGUGGCAACUUCAAAUCCGACUUAUCGCGACUGAGCCGUUGUAUUUAUAUUCACUAUACCUGGAAAGUCCUCUGCUUUCAGUUGCCUCCUACAUAUGAGCCUCAGCUAUAGAGAACUCGCCAGCCCCAACAACCGUCUACUUACCUUACUCGAUUCCUGCAGCAAAGCUCCUUCCUUUACAAGAACCAAAGCUCUCCACGCCCUCUCCAUCACGUUAUGGAACACCCUUCAGCAGCCCGUUUACAUCUGCAACAAUAUCAUCUCCCUUUACACGAAGCUCGGCGAGGUUUGUUUUGCAGCCAAAGUGUUCGAUAAAAUGCCUGAGAGAGACAGAGCGUCUUUCAACACCGUCAUUAGCGGGUUUAGCAAAUCCGGGUAUGUGGUGGAAGCUUGGCGUGUGUUUUCAGAGAUGAGGGAGUUUGGGUUUUUACCGAAUCAGUUAACUGUUAGAGGUUUACUGUCUUGUCUCUCGUUGGAUCUUCGUGGUGGGACUCAGUUGCACGGUUUGAGCUUGAAGUACGGUUUUUUAAUGUCUGAUGCAUACGUGGGUACUAAGUUGUUGGGUUUGUAUGGGAGGUUUGAGUUGCUUGAAACGGCGGAAAAGGUGUUUGAAGAUAUGCCGUUGAAGAGCUUGGUGACGUGGAACCAUAUGAUGUCUUUGUUGGGGCGUGGUGGGUUUCUCAGAGAAUGCAUGUUUCUCUUCCGUGAGCUAGUUGGGACUGGGGAGUGUUUAUCCGAAAGCUCUUUCUUGGGUGUUUUGACAGGUGUGUCUUGUGAAAAUGACUUGGAAACUAGCAGACAGUUGCACUGCUCAGCGAUGAAAAUAGGGUUAGAUUGUGAUACUUCCAUCGUUAACUCUCUUAUCACUGCAUAUGGAAGAUGUGGUAACACAGAUAUGGCAGAGAGAGUGUUUGAUAAGGCAGUUUCACGGAAUAUAGUGUCGUGGAACGCCAUAAUUGGUGCAACAGCCAAAGGUGAGAACCCGUUAACAGCAUUGAAACUCUUUGUAACUAUGCCAGAGCAUGAGUUUUCCCCGAACCAAGGUACUUACGUUAGUGUUCUUACUGCCUCUUCUCACGCGCAGACUUUGAGUUUCGGACGUCAGAUCCACGGCACACUGAUCAAGAACGGCUGCGAGACUGACAUCUACUUGGGGAAUGCAUUGAUAGACUUUUAUGCUAAAUGUGGUAGUCUGGAAGAUUCACGCCUAUGCUUCGACUCUAUACGCUAUAAGAACAUUGUUUGCUGGAAUACACUGCUUUGGGGCUACGCCAAUAAAGACGAUCCCAUUUGUCUCUCAUUGGUACUUCAAAUGCUUCAAAUGGGUUUCAGACCAACUGAAUAUACUCUCUCGACAGCUCUCAAACCAUGUUGUGUCAUAGAGUUACAGCAGCUGCACUCAGUUAUAGUGAGAAUGGGAUACGAAGAUAACGACUAUGUGUUAAGCUCUCUUAUGAGAUCAUACGCCAAAAAUCAACUGAUAAAUGAUGCUCUUCUUCUUCUGGACUGGUCUAGCAAACCUUCUUCUGUCGUCCCGUUGAACAUUGCCGCUGGAUUAUACAGCAGAGCAGGGCAUUACCGUGAAUCUGUAAAGCUGAUCUCAACGUUAGAACAACCGGACAUUGUAUCUUGGAACAUUGCUAUUGCGGCUUGGUCUCGGUCUGCGACGCUAGAACAACCGGACACUGUAUCUUGGAACACUGAUAACCACGGAGAGGAGGUUACAGAGAUUUUUAAACACAUACUACAAGCAAACAUCCGCCCUGAUAAUUUCACAUACGUUAGUAUCUUAAGCACGUGCGCCAAGUUCUGCGACUUGACGCUAGGAAGUUCUAUCCACGGCCUAAUGACAAAAACAGAUUUCAGCCGUGCCGACACGUUCGUAUGCAACGUGUUGAUUGACAUGUAUGGGAAAUGCGGAAGCGUUACGAGUGCAAUCAAAGUGUUUGAAGAGACAAGAGAGAAGAACACCAUUACAUGGACUGCACUGAUCUCCUCUCUUGGCAUUCAUGGACACGGACAUGAGGCGUUUGUAAAGUUUGAGGAAAUGGUGUCUCUGGGGUUUAAGCCGGACUGUGUCUCUUUCAUCUCUAUGCUAACUGCUUGCAGACAUAGUGGUAUGGUAAAAGAAGGGAUGGAGUUGUUUUGGAAGAUGAAGGACUAUGGAGUUGAACCGGAUAUUGAUCACUAUCGUUGUGCCGUUGAUCUUUUGGCUAGAAAUGGUUACGUGAUAGAAGCUGAGCAGCUGAUUUCUAGAAUGCCUUUCCCUGCAGACGCUCCUGUGUGGCGAACUGUUCUUGCUGGUAGUAAAAGAUUUGCAGAAGAACAGAGAAGCACUCUCAGUUUCGUCUCUGCUCAGUAGUUAAAGAACCUAAAAUUUCAGGAGAAUUCGUUUUUAUUUUUCUCUAGUUGUUUCUCGUCGCUAAUCUCACGCCUAAUUACAGUUUAGCAAUUCUUGAACUUUGUGUAUAGUGAAUGAAUGAAAAGACUUCAAAGUUU
Messenger RNA from Raphanus sativus (radish), 2558 nucleotides. Its product is annotated as pentatricopeptide repeat-containing protein At3g58590-like. The record is from RefSeq and is a predicted model, not a curated record. Gene Ontology annotation, molecular function: protein binding; RNA binding. The transcript has a single exon. Gene Ontology annotation, biological process: RNA modification. NCBI's taxonomy places the organism in Eukaryota, Viridiplantae, Streptophyta, Magnoliopsida, Brassicales, Brassicaceae. The coding region runs from base 154 to 2421 and encodes 755 amino acids.